This is a messenger RNA of Penicillium verhagenii, 4365 nucleotides long. Its product is annotated as putative protein kinase. Gene Ontology annotation, molecular function: protein serine/threonine kinase activity; ATP binding. The transcript has 3 exons. Bases 1 to 4365 code for a protein of 1454 amino acids. NCBI's taxonomy places the organism in Eukaryota, Fungi, Ascomycota, Eurotiomycetes, Eurotiales, Aspergillaceae. The record is from RefSeq and is a predicted model, not a curated record. Gene Ontology annotation, biological process: peptidyl-threonine phosphorylation; peptidyl-serine phosphorylation.
AUGCCAGUCAAUCCACCCCAAACUCCAGGGAGGGGUCAAGCCGGUUCAGUACAAUCUCAUUCAUCCAACCCAUCUAGGAAUGAUGACUCGGGCUCUGGAGCGGAAACCCCCGCCCGCAGACGUCUUGUAAAGGCAGCUUCAACCAAUUUCCAUACGAAUUCUACGAACAAUUUCGAUUCUCAGCCCUCGAGGGGAGUAGCGGGUCCUCGUGCUGGGGGGGCAAACCGCAGGCAAUUAUCUGUUCGAGGCAAUGCCCCUCAGGGGCCGCGACCGCAAGACGCUUCGCGCUGGAGCAAACCGUCCGGUGGCUACUUCCAUUCCGAAACUUCAUCAAUCGACUCAAGCAACGAUUCUAAAGGAUACAACCUCCGAUCUACGAGUGUGGGAAAUUUGGCGAAGCAAGAUACUACUCAAAUUCCUCCGGACAGCAUGGAUUUUUUGGCGCCAAUAAAUUUCGAUGACUUUCACAACAGCAUCAUGGCGGAGCCCAGUUUGAAUCACUUCCCUAUGCCCGGAAAUGGAGGCGCGAGCUCCGAGAAUAGAGACUCGGGUCUGUCUACCAACAGUUCCUGGACAAAUAACAGCUACGAGAGCAAUGUUUCUGAUCGCACAAGAAACGCGUCCGCCCGCCGGAAGAGCGAAGUAUCGCGGUUCCAUAUUCAAAAUGUUCCAAAUCCGGGGUUGCUCACGACCUCUGGCAACACGCGGUCGCGACGCCAAAGCCUUGCUCAGCCCGCCGCCAAUGCAGGCAAUAGUAGCCCCGGUGUCGGGUCGCGUCCGUCUCGCAAAUCCAUCAGCUCUGGCGCAUUCGCCCCGACCAGUGCUUCAGCAAGGCGCGCCAGCUUGAGUGCCCGCAAGGUUAGCACCGACCCGUUGCGAGAGUCGAAUGGUCUUCUUCGACCGCGGGGCACCCAGACAGAUUUGGGGCGGGAUGAACCUAAAGUUCCCUCCUCUCUGCGAAGCCUCAAGGCAAAGUCUUUCCAACCCAUUCCACGAGAGCCGCGCGGGGCUUAUUUGACCGCGUCCGGGACAGCGGAUCACAGCCGGUCCUCGUCGACUAAUGCUGUUCGUACGCCUGUCAAGAAUAACACAUCCGGAAUUCCCGCUGAGGCAACACCCACAUCUUCUUGUUCAUCUUCCAAGCGUAUGUCUGUCAUGCCGCAUGCUACUGGUUUAGGCGCCCGCACCAUCAGUCCCACGGAUGCACGGCGCAUGAAGCGGAUGUCCAUCGCACCUCCUGCACCUCCUAUGCCACAUACCCCACCCACACAAACAGAGCCCCUUCCUGUUCGGCCUCUUUCCUCAACCCAAUCCCCUUCCUUCCUCCCACGAAAAAGCAUCACUCCAUCCUCUAACCGGACCACGCCAGAUCCCAACCGCAAGUCCUACAGCUCUGGUUUAUCGUUGUCAUCAAACACUAGCUACAACUCAAUCCGGAACUCCAGCAGCUCGCUUCAGCCCCGUCUUUCUCAGAACUUCUCAUCUUCGCGAUUACCUACGCCGAAGCCACGCGCCGAUCAAUCGGCGUCAAAUGGAGAGGAAGAAGUGCCUCCAGUGCCUGCAAUUCCCAAGGCCUAUGAAUCCCCCAAGGGUGAAUUGGAUGCACCAGUCUUCCCGGCUCCAAGAAAGUCCAGUUUGCCAGUGGAUAUCAGUCAACUGCAAAUUACACAGGACUCAGAAAUGGAUACCCAGCGUCGAGUCGGCGCUACUGGUGAUGAUAAUAAUAAUGACUUUGCGACUGAGCGGACGACAAAAACGCCCGAGUCGCGAACACGAACAUCCACGGUCUUAGGUCGCAAGGGCCUGCAGCCAUUGAAGCUGCCUCCUUUGAACCUUCUGCCUCUGGGAACUCCAAUGACCACGAAGAUCGAAGCUUUAAAAGACCGAGGAGCGGAAGAGCGAAAGUCUUAUACUCCUUCCAAUCAAGUCCAAUCAAAGACACCCAGCACACCGAUGACUGCUUCAAAGGCAUCUAAUUUCUGGUCAUUCCGCGAUGAUGAAGAUAAGGCCCCUGCCACCCAGGUACGCAGCAGUACGUCCCAUUUUGCGAUCAGCACCAGCUCCACAGCGGCUGCAUUACGGGCGGCCAGCAGUACCAGCGCGUUUGAGUCACUCGAUACACCCAGUGGCACGCGGAACAUAUCGCCAUACGCAUCAUACACACUGCCCAAGAGUGGGAGUGAGUUUAAUGCUCUCCGUCAUCAGGCUAGUGGCGACUAUUCCAAUAACCGAGCAUCUCAUUCGUACAAGUUGACUGGUCCACGCCCACAAACACAGAGCGCUACUUUUACACCUGCUGCGGAAAGAUUAAGCCAGAUUUCGACCCCGUCCGAGCCAGACAGCACCACUGCGGUGUCUAAUCCCUCACUUCGGGAUCGCUUGAAUGUCGCACGAGUUCGCAGCAACUCCAAGAUAACUCCCUCAUCUGACACGGAUACCGAUCCCUCCAAAUACGAUCAUAUGCCACCACCUAAGCUCCCCGCAUCUGCAACAUGGAACAAUCUGUCUUCUGUGCCUUCGACCAGUCCUAGCAUCAAGACAUCCUAUCUUAAGCCCCGCCGCCAAUCAUCUGUGUCCAGCAUAACAAAGCAAUCGGUUUCCCCUCGAAAGCCCAGCGUUAGCAGCGAACUAAGUGUCAACUUGGAGCCAACUCGUUCCAAUGAUUCUUCCGGGAGUCUUGAUCCUUCGCAUGCCCGACCUACCAGCACAUAUGUGUCUCCGGUGCACAAAAUCAUCAGCUCUGCUCGUUCCAGUGCUGCAGCUGCAGCUUCUCGGUCGGCGGACUCCAGUGUUGACGCUGACAUAGUGAUCGCGGAUGAGGAAAUGAGGAGGCUUGGAGCCAAACGCAAGGACUUUGAGAGUGCCGCCAAAACAUUAGACGAAUUACGUCGCAAGGCAGGACCUAAGGAUCGUGUAAGUCCGGCCUCAGCUCUCAAGAUGGCCAACUUGAACAUCUUUGAGCGCGGUGAGAUCAUUGAUUACAGAGAUAUCUUCUUCUGUGGCACUCAAAACGCGAAGAAGCAUGUCGGUGAUCUCCACUCGGGUACUGCAAACUUUGGAUACGAUGACGAUCGUGGUGACUACAACAUUGUAAUGGGCGAUCAUCUUGCAUACCGCUACGAAGUUGUGGAUGUCCUUGGCAAGGGAAGUUUCGGACAAGUCGUGCGAUGUGUUGAUCAUAAGACUGGUGCUUUGGUCGCAAUCAAAAUCAUCCGCAACAAGAAACGAUUCCAUCAGCAAGCUUUAAUCGAAGUCAAUCUUCUCCGGAAGUUGAAGGACUGGGAUCCGGAUCGUCGCCAUAGCGUGGUCAACUUUGUCGAGAAUUUCUAUUUCCGUGGUCAUCUCUGCAUAUCGACAGAGCUUCUGGGAAUCAAUCUCUACGAGUUCAUCAAGGCGCACGACUUCAGAGGAUUCAAUAUUAAGCUCAUCCGUCGGUUUACCAAGCAAAUGCUCAGCAGUCUUACCCUGUUGCACGCCAAGAAGGUCAUUCAUUGCGAUUUGAAACCAGAGAACAUUCUUCUUGUUCACCCGUUGAACUCUGAAAUUCGAGUGAUCGAUUUCGGCUCCAGUUGCUUCGAAAACGAAAAAGUCUACACAUACAUCCAGAGUCGAUUCUACCGUUCACCUGAGGUCAUCUUGGGCAUGUCUUAUGGUAUGCCCAUCGACAUGUGGAGUAUCGGAUGUAUUCUUGCUGAACUGUUCACCGGAUAUCCUAUCUUCCCGGGUGAGAAUGAACAGGAACAACUGGCCUGCAUCAUGGAAGUCUUUGGUCCUCCUGAGAAGCACUUGAUUGAGAAGAGCACACGCAAAAAGUUGUUCUUCGACUCCCUAGGCAAGCCACGUUUGACUGUCUCAUCUAAGGGCCGGCGCCGUCGUCCCAGCUCCAAGGAGCUUCGUCAAGUUCUCAAGUGCGACGAUGAACCCUUCUUGGAUUUCAUCACUCGUUGUCUGCGUUGGGAUCCAGCCCGUCGACUGACCCCUCACGAUGCCUUGAAGCACGAGUUCCUCACCGGUAUCAAACCAUCAGCUCGUCCCAGAAUGUAUGCCCAGGCCACCGCAAGCUCGCCAUCUAAGCGUAGCACCGCCUCCAAUGGGCGUCCGCUACCCGAGCCCCCCAGUUCAACCUUGAAGACUGGCACAUUCCUGCGCAAUCGCGAUCCAUCUGGAAAUUCUCCGGUCAAGGGUUCUGGGAAGCGCCAUUCAACAGUCAGCGGUCCCCCGCCGUCCAGUCCCGCCAAGCGAGCGGCCAAUAAUUCCACCACACUGCCUCGUGCUUCCGCACGAAGCAUUAGUGGAAAGCCCGAUCUUGCUACCGCGGCGGCUGCGACCAGCUUAGUGAGUAGCAUGGAGCCACUGGCUGGUUAG